Molecule: messenger RNA, 695 nt
Organism: Halichondria panicea
Lineage: Eukaryota; Metazoa; Porifera; Demospongiae; Suberitida; Halichondriidae
Product: 60S ribosome subunit biogenesis protein NIP7 homolog
Exons: 5
Coding region: 60-602 (180 amino acids)
Biological process (GO): ribosomal large subunit biogenesis; ribosome assembly
Cellular component (GO): nucleolus; nucleus; preribosome, large subunit precursor
Molecular function (GO): RNA binding
Source: RefSeq, a predicted model, not a curated record
CUUUUAACCUCUGACUUUACAAAUCAACCUGUAUUUCAACCACGUGGCCGGCCAAAAAGAUGAGACCUCUCACUGAAGAUGAGAUGAAAUCUGUUUUUGAGAAGCUUUCUAAAUAUAUAGGGGAGAAUGUGAGGCUACUGGUGGACAGACCUGAUGGAAACUAUUGCUUCCGACUGCAUAAGGACAGAGUGUACUAUGUCAGUGAAUCUAUUAUGAGAAAAGCUACAAAUGUUGCCAGGAAGAAUCUCAUAAGCCUAGGCACAUGCAUCGGAAAAUACACCAAGAGUGGCAAAUUCCACCUCCAAAUCACAGCACUGGAUCUACUGGCCCCUUACGCGAAGUACAAAGUGUGGCUGAAGCACGGCUCUGAGCAGUCCUUUCUCUAUGGCAACCACAUACUUAAGUCUGGACUGGGCCGGAUCACUGAGAACACAGCCCAGUAUCAGGGGGUGAUCAUGUGCUCCAUGAACGACACUCCUCUGGGGUUUGGAGUGGUUGCCAAGUCGACGGCUGACUGCAGACGUGCUGACCCUGGCACAAUAGUAGCGUUCCAUCAAACUGAUAUAGGAGAGUAUUUGAGAUCAGAGGACACUUUAACCUGACACUGUGCGUUGUUCAGUUAUUGUCUUCUUGUUUUGAGUGUCUCCUUUUAUACGGAAGAGCUUGUACAAUAAAAGUGUACAUUUCUGUUGUGA